GUAGGUAAGAUGGCGACCUCCCAGAAGUUAGGAGAACACUUCCUGACAUGCACGAUAUGUACAGAGGUGUUUGACAAGGCCUGUACACUUGUAUGUAAUCACACCUUCUGUCGGAAAUGUGUGGUAAGCUACACCAAAACCAGACCAGAAGCCAUCAGUGCCAAGUCUCUCCUGUGUCCAUUCUGCAGCAAGAUGACGAAAGUGUCUGCCCCUGAGAGACCAGUGGAGGAGUGGGCGGAUGACGUCAAGCCUAGCUUUGUCAUCCAGGGACUCUUGGACUCAUUUGGCCCCGGAUCUAAAGAUACGACCUACUGCAGCUACAUCUUGGUGUUCUGUCUGUGACGACACACUCUGUGAACGAUGCAUACGGGUACACAAACGAAUCCCAUCUUCCCGUCACCAUGAUGUAGUUCACGUAUCUGGAGAGGCAAAGGUCAAGGUAAAGACAAAGGUCAUGUGUAAAGUUCACAAAGAUGAAAAUAUCAAAUAUAUUUGUAAAGACUGUAAAACAGCUGUUUGUCAAACAUGCUGCAAAAUCCAUCACAGGAAUUGUGACUUGGUUGUUGAAAUUGGGUCUGAGAUUCCUGCAAUGAAAACCGAGUUAAGAAGGAAUAAAGAGGAUUUGUUGAAGAAACACGAUGAGAUGAAAACACAUAUUGAUAAACAAAACGUCAAAGUCAAUGAAGCAUUAACACUUUACGUACAAAUAGAAUCGAAUAUCAAGUCUGCAAGUCUCAAAGCAAUAGAGGUGAUCAAAGUCAAGGAAAGGAAACUUUUGGCUGAACUGAAGGAAAUAUCUGACAAACACAUUGGAGAACUGAAGGCAGACAUAAAGUCAGGUGAGAUGUCAGUACAGAUGUACCAACAACAAGCUGAGCUGUUAGACCAGACUCUACAAUCUGAGUGUGGAAUGGGUGUGUAUAAGAUGUACCAGGGAUAUGUGGCUGGUGAUGUGGAGGCUGUCGGAGUCACAGACGUGAAGGAGAAGAGAAGAAUAGCCAGGAUCAUGUUCAGUCAGGACACGGACAAGCUGAGUAGAGCACUGGACGAUCUACAGCUGGGUGAGAUAGACGUCCUGUAUGAGGGUGUGCUGGACCUGAAGGCUGCUCCUGUGUUACAGGACACCAUUAACGUCAGAGUAGCAGGAGAUGUACGCCGAGCACACUCCAUUGACGUGACGGUGUUAGUGGUGAAUGGUACAGACACAGUGGUAGUCACAGACAAGAACAACAACAGUGUGAAGUCUUUCUACACCAGGAACAGUCAACUGGACCACAGCAGUCUCAGUCUUAUCACUAAUCCGUAUGGUAUAACAAAGUUGAAGGACAACCAGGUGGCUGUCACUGUGCCGGGUUCCAGUCAGAUUGUAACAGUACAAGUCAACCCUGACCUGGUGCUGCUGUCAACCAUCACAGGCAGCAAAGAGUACCGGGGUAUAACGUCUCUGACACCCUCAACACUAGCAGCAGGUUCUGACUCCCCUCCCUGUGUUGAUAUCCUGGAUGUGGCGGGACACGUGCUGAGGUCAAUUUUUCCUGACCACCCUAGUAGAUACAUCUUGAAGUAUCCCUACUUCCUCUGUACCACGAGGACAGGAAACAUCCUAGUGUCUGACGUGGGAUCCAAGUGUGUUGUGUGUCUGACUCCCGAGGGAGAUGUGGUGUUCACCUACAGCCCUAAAGGAGACACAGCCCUGAAGUAUCCACUUGGUAUCACAAGUACCAGCACAGGCGACAUCCUGGUGACAGACUACCAUCUACACAGAGUCAUCCAUCUGACUGAGUCAGGACAGUUUGUUAGAAACAUACUGACAUCACAGGAUGGUGUCAAGAGUCCAUGGGGAGCGUGUGUUGGUGGGCAUGGCCGUAUGUACUUGUGUACGCCAGAUGAAGUGAGGGUAUAUACAUGUAAGUGACUGAACAUGUCUUAA
This is a messenger RNA of Haliotis rufescens (red abalone), 1930 nucleotides long. Its product is annotated as protein wech-like. The record is from RefSeq and is a predicted model, not a curated record. Gene Ontology annotation, molecular function: protein binding; zinc ion binding. The transcript has 2 exons. Lineage: Eukaryota; Metazoa; Mollusca; Gastropoda; Lepetellida; Haliotidae. Bases 239 to 1915 code for a protein of 558 amino acids.